AUGGCUCCUAGGGUCAUCGUCGUUGGUGGUGGAUUGUCCGGCCUGAGUGCCGCCCACACCGUCUACUUGAACGGUGGCAAUGUCCUUGUUUUGGACAAGCAGAGUUUCUUCGGUGGCAACUCCACCAAGGCUACCUCCGGCAUUAACGGUGCUCUCACCCGAACACAGAUCGAUCUUGGUAUCCAAGACAGCGUCAAGCAAUUUUAUGAAGAUACCCUCAAAUCUGCCCGCGACAAGGCUCGCCCCGAUCUAAUCAAGGUCUUGACCUACAAGUCUGCUGCGGCCGUCGAGUGGCUGCAGGAUGUCUUCAACCUCGACCUUACUCUGGUUUCGCGACUCGGAGGCCACUCCUUCCCUCGUACCCACCGUGGACAUGACGCCAAAUUCCCCGGCAUGGCCAUCACAUAUGCGCUCAUGCAGCGGUUAGAAGAAUUGACCGAGGCCGAACCUGAGCGGGUUCAGGUCAUCAAGAAGGCGCGCGUCAUAUCUGUCAACAAGGAGGGUAACCACGUUACCGGUGUUACAUAUGAAUACAACGGCGAAACUCAUACUGCCGACGGUGUUGUCGUUCUGGCCACUGGUGGAUACGCCGCCGAUUUCACCGAAGACUCGCUCUUGAAGAAACACCGCCCCGACACCUUCGGAUUGUCCAGCACCAACGGAACUCACGCUACUGGUGACGGUCAGAAGAUGCUGAUGGCUAUUGGCGCCAACGGCAUCGACAUGGACAAAGUCCAGGUCCACCCAACUGGUCUUAUUGACCCGAAAGAUCCCACCUCCAAGUGGAAGUUCCUGGCUGCUGAGGCCUUGCGUGGUGAGGGUGGUCUUUUGCUGAACUCCAAUGGUGAGCGUUUCUCCGAUGAGCUGGGUCACCGUGACUACGUGUCAGGUCAGAUGUGGAAGGAGAAAGAGAAGGGCAAGUGGCCCAUCCGCUUGGUUCUCAAUAGCAAGGCCUCCAAUGUUCUCGAUUUCCAUACCCGCCACUACUCUGGCCGUGGUCUGAUGAAGAAGAUCACCGGCAAGGAGCUGGCCAAGGAGAUUGGCUGUGGCGAGGCUGCUCUGAAGAAGACUUUCGACGACUACAACCUCAUUGCUGAGGGCAAGAAGAAGGACCCUUGGGGCAAGAAAUACUUCCAUAACCUUCCCUUCAGCAUUGACGAUACCUUCCACGUUGCCUUAAUGGAGCCGGUCCUCCACUUUACCAUGGGAGGUAUUGAGAUCAACGACAAGGCCCAGGUGCUGAACGGUCAGAAGGAGCCAUUCGAAGGUCUCUAUGCCUGUGGUGAGUUGGCUGGAGGUGUCCACGGUGCUAAUCGUUUGGGUGGUUCGUCUCUUCUCGGUUGCGUUGUCUACGGACGUGUUGCCGGUGACAGUGCCAGCCAGUACCUCUUCCAGAAGGUGCUCACGGGCGGUGCUUCUGCUGCUCAACAGCGUCUCGGCCAGAUUUCUUUGCACAUUGACCCAUCUACUCCAGGAAAGAUCUCUGUUGAAUGGAGCGGCUCUGAAGGCAAGGACCCUGCCUCUACUCGCGUGGAAGCGCCUACUGCUACAGCAGCGGCAACUCCUGCGCCAGCAGCUCCGGCUAAGUCGGCCUCACCAGCAGCAGCGGAUGUUUCUGAGUUUAAGAUUCCAGAGAAGGAAUUCACACUGGAAGAGGUUGCUAAACACAAUAAGAAGGAUGACUUGUGGAUUGCUGUCAAGGGUGUUGUCUUGGACGUCACCAACUGGUUAGAUGAGCAUCCUGGUGGUGCUCCGGCCUUGUUCAGCCACAUGGGCCGUGAUGCUUCAGAGGAAUUCGAAAUGCUUCAUGACGACGAAGUCAUUCCCAAAUAUGCAGCCAACAUCGUUAUUGGCCGUGUCAAGGGACAGGAAGUCCGUCUUGAAUAUUAA
Talaromyces atroroseus is the source of this 1890-nucleotide messenger RNA. RefSeq lists its product as hypothetical. The coding region runs from base 1 to 1890 and encodes 629 amino acids. NCBI's taxonomy places the organism in Eukaryota, Fungi, Ascomycota, Eurotiomycetes, Eurotiales, Trichocomaceae. Gene Ontology annotation, molecular function: FMN binding; oxidoreductase activity. The transcript is spliced from 5 exons. The record is from RefSeq and is a predicted model, not a curated record.